Morchella sextelata is the source of this 924-nucleotide messenger RNA. RefSeq lists its product as uncharacterized. NCBI's taxonomy places the organism in Eukaryota, Fungi, Ascomycota, Pezizomycetes, Pezizales, Morchellaceae. The record is from RefSeq and is a predicted model, not a curated record. The coding region runs from base 1 to 924 and encodes 307 amino acids. The transcript has 4 exons.
AUGGGGAAUCGGGUUGAGGACUUCAUUGCACUUGUGACGCUCCUGGUGGUGGUUGUGCUGGUGGGUACUGUGGGCAGGCUAUGGAUUCUUCGACACCGGCCCAGGACGUUUGCAGUCAAUUUAAGUGACUGUGCGUUCCUGUUGUUCUCUGUGCUCAUGAUGGGGGCGGCCGGAAUGGCCUACGACGGUGUGGACAAGGAGUUGAAGAUUCAGAGGGCAUAUGGCGUGGAGGGAAUCGAGAAGAGGCUGUUGACGCCGAAGUAUCUCAAGGAGUUUUUCGUGAUUUCGCUGUUCUGCACGACGCAGGUGUGGCUGCUCAAGGCAGCAUUUUUGGGGUAUUAUUGGAGUCUAAGGGAAACUUUGAGCGGGAAGGUGCGGUUACUGCUCUAUGUGGUUUCGGUGUAUGCUGCUGUGACAUAUAUGGGCGUCAUAUCGUUACAAUUGGGCUACUGCAGGCCUAUGUCACGAAAUUGGUCGACGGGGUCGGAUCAGUGCAUCUCAGUACAGACAGUUCCGGGGAUGGUUGCGCAGCAGGGUACAAACAUCUCCAGCGACAUCUUGAUCUUGCUCAUCCCCCUCCUCACAAUCGGCUCCUUCCGGUCAAGCUACGGCCUCACGCGCAAAGACCUGUACGCCCUCGCCUUCGUCUUUGGCGUCGGCAUCGUCUCGAUCAUAGCCUCAGUGGUGCGCUUCACGCAGGUUUACAAUGUCGUGGUACACUCGGACAGCUCGCUGCUCGCCAUUCGCCAGACAAUCGUGUGGGCGCUCGUUGAGAAGCUGUUUGCCUUUACGGCUUUCUGUCUGCCGUGUUUGAGGGUGUUUUAUAGGAAGAGGCAUAGCGCGGCAUAUAUGGAUAAGGAGAGCUCAGGGUCACAAGUCACGUCGAUUUCAAGUAAAUGGUCGAGGUCGGGGUCGGAAUUGUAG